Messenger RNA from Pollicipes pollicipes, 536 nucleotides. RefSeq names its product endocuticle structural glycoprotein ABD-4-like. The transcript is spliced from 3 exons. Gene Ontology annotation, cellular component: chitin-based extracellular matrix. NCBI's taxonomy places the organism in Eukaryota, Metazoa, Arthropoda, Thecostraca, Pollicipedomorpha, Pollicipedidae. The record is from RefSeq and is a predicted model, not a curated record. Bases 17 to 367 code for a protein of 116 amino acids. Gene Ontology annotation, molecular function: structural constituent of chitin-based larval cuticle.
CACCUCAAGUCUCACGAUGAAGACCAUUCUCCUCCUGUGCUUCGUGGCGCUGGCUGUGGCCGACAAGAGCGCCAAAAUCGCCAACUUCCAGUACGGCAUCGAGGAGGAUGGUUCUUACGAGGCCACGUACGAGACCACCAACGGGAUCAGGUCCAACGAGGACGGCAUCUCGUACCCGGGCAACGAGCCGGAGACUGGCAACUACGUGAGGAGUGGCUCCUACUCGUAUGAGUGGGAGGGCGUCACCUACACCGUCAACUGGACUGCCGACGAGAACGGCUUCCACCCGGAGGGUGACCACCUGCCCGACUUCAGCCACACCCGCGAGCACAUCGGCGGCGUCGAGGGUGAUUCCCCUCUUGUAUGAACCACUCUCCAAAACAAAGCACCGUGGUUCGUUAAAUGCGGCCAUGUCCUUGGUUCCUUCGUCACACUCGUCCUUCGUCAUACAUGCAUGUUGUUCGUUGAAAUCGUGCCGUGUCCUUUGUAAAGCUCGCUGUUAUUAUGUGAGAUAUAAUACAGACAUAUUCGUUCAA